CAGUGUCACAGCAGGUCUUUACUUUAUUCUCUGUGGCGUUGCUUGUCUGGUGUUGCAUAUAUUAUGCAGAGGAUUGAGAUGUGGCGCAAUAUUACCAGGAUCCAUAUUUUGGUCAGUGUCGCCUGUCUUGUUUUAUUAGGGGCCAUCUAUAUCUUAGGGAACAAAGAAUCUCUCUACAGACCUGUAGGCUUUUGCCCAGACAGUGACAAUGCCUGGAGGAUCAGAGACCUAAAAAUGCAAACAGGACUGAAAUAUGAUCAACCAAGCACAAUUAACGGACGCACUGAUGUGAACGCCGUCACUAACUGGAAUGCUCCUCUGGUUUGGGAGGGGACCUUUGAUCCAGUGGUUAUUGAUGCAAUAUAUAAGAAAAUGGACCCACGAGUGGCUGUGUUGGUGUUUGCUGUUGGCAAAUACACACGUUUCCUAAAGAGCUUCCUAGAGUCAGCUGAAAAGUAUUUUCUUGUUGACUUCAGGGUCAAUUAUUACAUUUUCACAGACAACGAAAAAGAGGUCCCUGAAAUUCAACUAGGUCAGGGCCGAAACAUUGUUGUUGUCACCAUCCCUGGAGUCAAUCGCUGGCAGGAAGUAGUAUUGGGCAGGAUGAAAUGGGCCACCACCACCAUUGACAAACAGAUCCGUAAUGAAUCAGACUAUCUUUAUAUGAUGGACAUCGACAGUGUCUUUCACAAUCGUUUCGGAGCGGAGUCUCUCAGUCGGCUGUCUGCUGUGCUUCAUCGUGGCUACUACAAGGCCACAUUGAGGGACCAGUUUCCUUAUGAGCGUCGGCCAGAGUCCAAAGCCUUCAUUCCUGCUGGUGAAGGAGACUACUACUACACUGCUGCUGUCUGGGGUGGAUACCUAGAGGACAUGUACAAGCUAGUCAAAUACUGUUACAUGCAGUCAGAGGAGGAUGCCAAGAAUAAGAUUGAAGCUAUCUGGCAGGAAGAAAGUCACCUCAACAAGUACCUGCUGUACAACAAACCAAGCAAGGUGCUGUCUCCAGAGUACCUGUGGUCAGAUUACGAUAGGAUACCAGAAGACAUCAAAGUCGUCAGGAUUUCCCAGUUGGUCAAGAACUAUGCAGAAGUGCGGCCCAAUGGUGGACAUUGAUGUCAAGUCGUUGACAUUUAAAAAAUAAUAGCAAGUGGGUUGUCUGAAUGGGUUGCUUUUUAUAUUCAGUUUUGGUAUAUUUAACGUAAAUUACUGUAAUAAAUAAGCACAUUCCAAUCUCUCUGUAGAGAUGAAUUAAAGUAAUCUUGAUGUUG
Eleginops maclovinus (Patagonian blennie) is the source of this 1268-nucleotide messenger RNA. RefSeq names its product globoside alpha-1,3-N-acetylgalactosaminyltransferase 1-like. Gene Ontology annotation, cellular component: vesicle; membrane; Golgi apparatus. Bases 64 to 1113 code for a protein of 349 amino acids. The record is from RefSeq and is a predicted model, not a curated record. Gene Ontology annotation, biological process: carbohydrate metabolic process. Gene Ontology annotation, molecular function: hexosyltransferase activity. The transcript is spliced from 11 exons. Lineage: Eukaryota; Metazoa; Chordata; Actinopteri; Perciformes; Eleginopidae.